Molecule: messenger RNA, 1279 nt
Organism: Rhineura floridana
Lineage: Eukaryota; Metazoa; Chordata; Lepidosauria; Squamata; Rhineuridae
Gene: TLX1
Product: T cell leukemia homeobox 1
Exons: 3
Coding region: 1-921 (306 amino acids)
Biological process (GO): regulation of transcription by RNA polymerase II; animal organ development
Cellular component (GO): nucleus
Molecular function (GO): DNA-binding transcription factor activity, RNA polymerase II-specific; RNA polymerase II cis-regulatory region sequence-specific DNA binding
Source: RefSeq, a predicted model, not a curated record
AUGGAUCACUUAGGGGCGCACCACCUCCACCAGAGCCACGCCGAGCCCAUCAGCUUUGGAAUCGACCAGAUCCUCAACAACCCGGACCAAGGCAGCUGCAUGAUCUCGAACGCGCGACUACAGGAGGUGGCAGACUACGGCCUGGGAGGAUGUGUGGUGAGCAGCGCUUACAACACCAUGACCGGCCACUACAGCUCGGCCGCUGGCGGCGGCGGCGGCUCCUCGUCAGCCGCGGGUUACAACAACGGCGGCGCUUGCAGCAUGGCUUCGCUGGCGGGGUCUUAUAACAUGAACCUGGGGGUCGGGACCAUGAACGGAAAUAACCUCAACGCGGCCGGGGGCGUGAUCCGGGUACCGGCUCACAGACCCCUCGCGGGAGCCGUCCACCAGCAGCUCUCCACGGCGGUGCCCACCGUCCCGUCCGUGAACAAUCUCACGGGGCUGACUUUUCCCUGGAUGGAGAGCAACAGGCGGUACACCAAGGACAGGUUCACAGGUCACCCCUACCAGAACCGGACGCCCCCCAAGAAGAAGAAACCCCGCACCUCCUUCACCCGCCUGCAGAUCUGCGAGCUGGAGAAGCGCUUCCACCGGCAGAAGUACCUGGCCUCUGCCGAGAGGGCGGCGUUAGCCAAGGCCCUGAAAAUGACCGACGCCCAAGUCAAGACCUGGUUCCAGAACAGGAGGACAAAGUGGAGGCGACAAACUGCAGAGGAGAGGGAAGCAGAGAGGCAGCAAGCCAAUCGCAUCCUCAUGCAGCUCCAGCAAGAGGCCUUUCAGAAAACCAUCAACCAGCCCCUCCAAGCAGACCCCAUCUGUGUUCACAACUCCUCUCUCUUUGCCCUCCAGAAUCUCCAGCCAUGGUCAGACGACUCUUCAAAGAUUACCAGCGUUACUUCUGUAGCCUCUGCCUGUGAGUGAAGCCUUGACUUUGCCUAUGCAUGGACUGUUGUGUUCCAAAUGGCUGGUCCUAUCCACCACUACUUGGAGAAGAUCUAUUACUCAGAGAUGGAAUGAUGAACCAGCAACCAGACCAUGCCCUAUGCAAGUAAAUACUCUCUUACUGGGCAAAAUGUCCACAUGUGGGCAGUAUUUUAAUAAAGGGCAUCACUUGUUCUUCUUUAAGAUUGUGAGGCCAGAUCAUGAAAAUUUGUGCAGGAUCAUUUAAAGACUUUUUUGGGGAGAAAACAACUUGACGUUAUUCUUUUUUUUAGACAUUUCCAAGAGAAACCACUCAUAUAAUUUCACUUUUGCUGGCAAUACAAGAUUUAUUCUCUCA